This is a messenger RNA of Cylindrotheca closterium, 1089 nucleotides long. The record is from the annotation of a GenBank genome assembly. NCBI's taxonomy places the organism in Eukaryota, Bacillariophyta, Bacillariophyceae, Bacillariales, Bacillariaceae.
AUGAGUAUACCAAUUGACUUGUUGUGUGGUGAUAUAGCCUCUUAUUUGGAUCGAAAGUCCAUUAAUAGUUUGCAAUUGGCAUCUAAAGAUAUUCAUGACAUUCUGAAACGAACUGCGUGCUUUCCGUGGCCAGACUCUGUUCGAUUCUUCAAUCAAGCUUAUUCUAAAUGUAUAAUGUUCGCACCAAACGGAAAGUGGCUUGUCUAUGCAGAUAUGAAUGGAAUCAUCACCAUAUGGGAACGACACAAAGGAAAGUUUGCCGACGAACAAUCCAGUUUGGAUUGGAUCAGUUUGUUGACCAUUUCCGCAUCUUCUACCUGGCUGGCUUGCGCAAAUACAAUCGAUGACAAAGUUGCGAUAUACCAUUUGCCUACAGCAACUUGGCACGAAUCUGUCAAGUGCCAAUCCAAUAUGAAUUCCAUGGUCUUUGUACAUGAUAUUCUUUGCGUCACCACUAAAACUGGUAUUGGGAUCUUGGAUGUGAACAAUGCCACUCCAAGCAGUGGCGAUGAGGUAUUAGGUGAUUGUGGGGCUAGUCCGUCUGCGUUUCGAUUACUACACGAAGGGACCUUCAAAUUCAUGACUCCGGUUCAUUGGGUAGAACCUAUUCUUGCUGCUGCCGACAUGGAUCACCAAGUCCACCUUUGGGUCCUGGACAAGAAUAGGACGGAUGGGCACAGGAUACUUUGCCAUGCAGAUUCGAUAGAUGCGACUCAUCGCUAUGUAGUUUCCAUGUCAGCAAUCGGAGACGGUGGCGUCCCCAAUGGGAAUUUGGCCGUGGCUGGCUGGUGUUAUGCCACGAAAACUUCCUUCAUUGAUCUUUGGUCAUGUACCGAGUCGGCUCUUAUCCGACGGAUCCCGAUCGAUCACAAGAUUCACGUUUCUUCGUUGGUCAUGGUGAGCAAAACAUCUUGGGUUAUUGCAGAUGGCGCGAUUGAUCAAGUGAGAGUGUGGCGAAACUUUCGCCAUUAUGCCCGCUGUCAAGCCAAUCCCACGAGGAUGGCUUUUACACUGUACAAAAGUACGAUAGCCUGGAUUGGAAGGGGUUCGACCUUGUGGCUGCGAGAUCUAGAUACUCUAGUGGACUGA